AAAAAACACUUUUCCGCACUAAAAACACCACAAGUCUAUCAACGACGUCCGUCCGAGUUUCAAUCACUUUUUCCAUUUGGUUCCUUCUCUUCAUAUUAUAAUUUAUCGCGCUUGACACUGGGUUUUCGAAUAACCUUGACCGAGUUCCAAUCCGAGGCUGCGUCGAGGUGAAAAAAAAUCAUCUCUUUUCCCUCACUUUUGUUUGUUGUACUAUUAUCAAAUAACUUUCCCUUUGAUUGUUUGUUAUAAUCCGCCCAAAACAACAAACAAUUUUUUACAUUCGUUUCUAAAGAUAGUCAUCAGUCAGUUGUCAGCUGAGAUAGAUAAUAAUCUUGCAAAAAGUUACAUAAUUCUUUUUCCUGGGUUUUUCCACUCACUGAUAGAUAAUCAAAUCCAAUACAACAACAACAACAAAAAACAUGGCUAAAAAUCUACCUUCCGGGUUUAGAAAAGUUACCCAUUGCAUCUUCGACAUGGAUGGCCUGUUGCUAGACACCGAACGACUGUAUUCGGAAGCAAUACAAAAAAUUCUUGACAAAUACGGAAAGACGUAUACAUUCGAAGUCAAACUAACGCUCAUGGGAUUGCAGAAUCAGCAAGUAUCUGAAAAGAUUGUUGCCGCCUAUGACCUGCCAAUGACUUGGCAAGAAUAUUCCAAGUUGCAGCGUGAUGUUGCACACGAUGCGAUGCGGGACGCACAAUUAAUGCCAGACACCGAAGGUAUUUAUGAGGAAAUAACGGAGCGCAUUGCGGCCACCUUUAAUAUUAAGUAUCCUUUGGAUGUGCGCAUGAAAGUGAAGGGAAGAACUGAGCAAGACUCAGCUGCUGUGGCUGUGAGGGAGCUUAAGCUGCCAAUUGGCGUUCCAGAGUAUUUGGAGCGAUACAAUAAGAUGUCUUUGGCUAUGCUGGGCGGUGCACCUUUAUUGAAAGGAGCUGAACGACUUAUUAGACACCUGCACGAAACCAAAGUUCCAUUUGCUUUGGCUACCAGUUCUGGUGAGGAAAUGGUUGACCUCAAGACAACCCAUCACAAAGAACUCUUUCAGUUGUUCCAUCAUAAAGUUUGUGGAUCAACUGAUCCGGAUGUAAAGAAUGGCAAACCAGCUCCAGAUAUAUUCUUGACAGCUGCAGCAAGAUUUGCUGAUAAGCCAGCGCCAGAGGAUUGUCUGGUUUUUGAAGAUGCCCCGAAUGGAGUGCAGGCAGCUUGUUCGGCUGGCAUGCAAAGUAUAAUGGUUCCCGAUGAACGGGUGCCGUUAGAGUUGCGUGCGAAAGCAACUCAGGUGCUAAAGUCAUUGGAAGACUUUAAACCUGAGGAAUUCGGAUUGCCCCCAUUUAAAUGUUAAAAUAAGUGUAGCUAGUGAAAUUGUGUGCUUUUAGUUAAAAAAUACACAGAGAAAGUCUAUAUUUUCUGAAACUAA
Episyrphus balteatus (marmalade hoverfly) is the source of this 1418-nucleotide messenger RNA. RefSeq names its product probable pseudouridine-5'-phosphatase. The transcript is spliced from 4 exons. NCBI's taxonomy places the organism in Eukaryota, Metazoa, Arthropoda, Insecta, Diptera, Syrphidae. Gene Ontology annotation, molecular function: phosphatase activity. The coding region runs from base 420 to 1343 and encodes 307 amino acids. The record is from RefSeq and is a predicted model, not a curated record.